Bursaphelenchus xylophilus (pine wood nematode) is the source of this 732-nucleotide messenger RNA. The record is from the annotation of a GenBank genome assembly. Lineage: Eukaryota; Metazoa; Nematoda; Chromadorea; Rhabditida; Aphelenchoididae.
AUGGCCCAAUCCCAUUGCACUUCUUGUGAUCAUGGUGUCCGCAACUUUUACACCUCCGCUUCCUCGUCUGACUCCGAUGAUGCCUUGAACAACGGACAAGCCGCAACUGUUGUUCAGUGCGAUACACCUGCGGAUUUGUGCAUCUGCGAGAGCGACGGAACUUGUUGCCCGGCUUCCGCCACGCCUCCUCAGCAGGUCCAGCUGACACCGUAUUGUGAGAAUGGAGGUGGGUGGCUGUUUAUUGUUAGGGAUUAGUCAUCGUUUUAUGUAUGGCCAUCAUACCAGAAAAUACGCUGAGAAAAAUAAUUACAUAGGGGAAAUCUUGUGCAAAAAAUGUUCAUAAAGCUUGGCCUGUCUAUAACUGACGAUUUCAGAAAUUCCAAUGGUAAAUUUAGAACAAUACACACCGCUAGGCAAAAAAAUCUAUCAAUAAUGACUAAAAAAAUUUUUGUCUUCUGUGAUUCGUUGUACAAAAAAAUUGUUGAACAUAGAGAUCUUGUAACAACAAAAACGACACUUUUUUUAGCUUGCUUUAUGUACGCUUCACUCGGAGGAGAUGACACAGCCGCCGUGGUGUGCGCCGGCACAACAGUCACCGUGGCGAGUCAAACAUCUCUGAAUGUGAACGAUGGAACUCAUUUGAAAGCGGAUGCGGUCAGUUGUAACGGAUGUGAUAGCAUAAGAAAUGACAAAUGUCUAAGUCCAGUGAUCGAUGGAGGGGCUCCGUUCUAG